AGUUUAUAAAUUUACGCAACAAUACAACCCUGUACGCAAACAUCUGAUCAACCCCAUAUGGACACAUUUUCAUAGGCCGCUGGAUAAACAGCAAUUGGUUCCCUUAUUAUUUUUAUUACAUAAAAAAUGAAUAACUUAACCCGUUUGUUGGCUAAUUGCACAUUAAAUGCUUCGCGUCAUCAGCUAGCAAGCCAUAAUGGCAUUACAGCUGCCGUUAUUCAAGUACGCGGAAAGUGCAAGGUUGUGCAAAAGCCCCAACCUGGUGCCGGUCAACAAUUUCGUCGAGUGGUGCACUACCCAGAAGAAUACACCAUAAAACCAUUGGAGAUCACUCAUUUGGCAGGACGUGAUCCAGCGACGGGUCGCUUGGUAGCCAAAGGUAUAGGUGGUGGAUUGAAACAGAAAUUUCAUUGGGUAAAAUGGGUACGGGAUGGCCCAACGGAAGGACCACCACAAGAGGAGCGUGUGAUAGAAAUAAUCGACGAUGGUUGUCGCACUGCAAAAGUAGCACUUGUUGGUGUAGGAGAUGAACUUAAAUACAUACUAGCAACAGAAAAUAUGAAAGUUGGUGACAUCAUAAGAACUUCGCGUGUUAUACCACGUAUACCAGUACGUCCCAAUGAAGGUGAUGCCUAUCCACUUGGCGCUUUACCAGUUGGUACACGCAUACAUAAUCUGGAGAAAAAUCCCGGUUAUCCCUUUCACUUGAUACACGCCGCCGGUACAUUUGGCACCAUUUUAAGAAAAUUCGAUGACAAGGUUGUGGUUCAGUUACCGUCAAAACGUGAAUUUGCAUUUGAUCGCACUUGCAUGGCCACAGUUGGUCGCCUAUCAAAUGUUGAACACAAUAAAGAACAUAUUGGUAGCGCUCAACGCAUGCGUCUACUUGGCAAUCGCCCACGCUCUGGUUUAUGGAAACGGAAAGAAGGCAAACAUGGUAGAAAGAUACGCAAAUUGCCUGCAAUGUCGCUCGCAUCACCACCACCCAAGCAAAAGGACGAAGUUAUUAAUUUAACUUUGAAUUUGUAGAAGAGCAUUCAAUAUUAAGGCAAUUCUGAGUUUUGUGGUUAUUAAAGUUUAAUGAACAAA
Messenger RNA from Zeugodacus cucurbitae (melon fly), 1089 nucleotides. It is a transcript of the gene mRpL2, whose product is annotated as 39S ribosomal protein L2, mitochondrial. Gene Ontology annotation, biological process: cytoplasmic translation. Bases 127 to 1029 code for a protein of 300 amino acids. Gene Ontology annotation, molecular function: RNA binding; structural constituent of ribosome. The transcript is spliced from 3 exons. The record is from RefSeq and is a predicted model, not a curated record. Lineage: Eukaryota; Metazoa; Arthropoda; Insecta; Diptera; Tephritidae. Gene Ontology annotation, cellular component: ribosome.